Molecule: messenger RNA, 3561 nt
Organism: Tachysurus fulvidraco (yellow catfish)
Lineage: Eukaryota; Metazoa; Chordata; Actinopteri; Siluriformes; Bagridae
Product: protocadherin-15-like
Exons: 1
Coding region: 2494-3144 (216 amino acids)
Source: RefSeq, a predicted model, not a curated record
CUUUAAGCAUGUGUGUUAGAGGUUAGAAAGUGUAAAUGAUCAUGUCUAUGCAAACACAUUUCCAGAUUUUUAUACUUUUUAUCUUUGCAAAACUCAAGAUGAGUUCAGGGCUGAUAUUUUAUUUUAUGAGGGUAUUUGUAGUGAUUUAGCCUUGAACGUACCAUGCUGAAUGUAUUUAAUAGAUGUUAUAUUUUCUCGCAUUCCAAUUUUUUUCCCAAUAGCUGACCCAGUAAUUGCAGUCAUUGCUUAGUUGUUAUUCUCCACUAAACCUUUCACAUAGCUUAUCGUUCGGAUUUAAAUGAACUGAAGACAGCCGGCUAACUGUGUAAUUCCAGACUGAUUCUGUGAAGGAUGUCUAUUAACAGUCUAGCAGUGACCUUAUUCACAGGUUAGAAAAGAAAUGAGGUUUUCUCCUAUGAAAGCCUUUUUCGGCUCUUUCGGAAAGAGAAAUGCUGUGUUUUUCUAUACUGUGACAUCAGAUUGCACUACAUUAGUUUUUAUUUUGUACAUUUGAUGGUAACCGUGCGUACAAGUCUGUGAUUGCUGUAUACAUCCAGCCGUCAGUGCAAGUGAAAAGAAAUGUAAAUGGUUGCGAUUCAAGCAGUGACAUAACUACAUGUCCCACAGGUAAGAAACUAUCGAUUUAAUGUAAUCAGAUUAAAUGUGUGCUAAAUGAAAGAGAUUUUUUUUUUUUUUUUUUACGUCAGUCUAUUAAACGAAGCACAAAGAUAGACAGAGCAAUUUCCUGUGAUUCAGUAUAAUAACAAGCCAAACAAAAUAGUGUACGUGUGUAUGUCUGUCUGUCUGUCUUUUGAUAGCAUAUAACAGCCGUUUUCAGAGUAUGGGAUUAUUUCUGUUAAAGUUUUUCAUUCAUCAUUUUGCACUGCAGCGAGCAUUUAUGUGGCUGUUACACCAUUUCUACUUCAACAACAAUCAUUCACACAAAUGUUCUGUAGAAAUCAUAAUUAGCUUCUGCAUAUAAUAGCAUGUAUGCAUUACAGUUUAUUGUAAGAUGGAUGAUUACACGUGCAAUAAGGAAACAAGCAAUAUUUUUUAAAAUAUUUUACACUGUACUCAUUUAAUUGACAUCUUGUCAUGCUGCUGAAUGGAAAAUAUUUACUGGAUCUCUCAGGAGUUAUGCUCAAAUAGUGAAAAGGAUGUUCCAGCACUCAAAGAGGACUCGUAAAGGACAUUAAAUAUUUAUAAACACCCGUAACAUACCUGCGGAAACCUCAUGAGAUGAUUCAUGGAAUAUGUCAUGCUGUCAGGAUGCCAAUAAUCUAAAAAGAAGUGAUUUGUGUGUUUGUGUAUGUUUGUGUGUGUGUGUGUGUGUGUGUGUGUGUGUGUGUGUGUGUGUGUGUGUGUGUGUGUGUGUGUGUGUGUGUUUGAAACUUUUAAACUAACCAACUUUAGUCAGAAGUGUAGAAUACAUGGAAUAUCAAUGUACAAGUGAAGGAUUAAUGGAAGGUCACCUGUCUUCUAUCUCUUCUUAUAAAUACAAGCUGGCAUUUCAUAUCUUGUCAAAGUUCAGGUUUCGACUCAUAUUCACCUGUCUGUUCACCCCUCUCUCUUUCUGUCCAAUUCAUUUCUUUUCUCUUCUUCUCUGCUCAGAAUGCAGUAAGUCAUUUGCAUUUUUAUUCUUUCUCUCUUUUCUCCCUUAGCUGACAAGCCCCUUGUUUCACCUUCGGUAAUAGUGAGUUUUUUUCCAUAAUACUGCACUGCCUGCACUUGUUGCUAGCUACAACAGGACGUGCUGUUGGUAGAAUUAUUACGUAGGCAGUGUCCCCAACUCCUCACAUUAUUAGUGUGAGCGUGUUGAAAGUAUUACUUUACACAUCCUUCACUCUGAGACUGUUGCCUCAGAUCAUCUCUAUUCAUCUGUCAGAAUAUAUAAAUCAACCCAGCAUGGCUAUAGCUCUGUGUGCAUGAGUAACUUCCAUUAUAUGAAUCUCUAUUUGACAUUCAGUGCAUGUGUAAGCAAAUGAAUAAUUUCUACCCCAUAGCAGGUUUGUUAAAUAAAGUCUGAACAAUUUCACUCUGAAAAUGAAAUCAUAAUAACUAUACUGAAUUUACUGGAGGAUUACAGCUAGGACCUGUGCUGUAAUGCUGCUCCUAAUAGUGUAGAAUUAUAUCAGAAGAGCUUGUAUACAGUUUGUUUUGGCAUCCAGCUCAGUCAAAAUGUGUGAAGGAUUCUAAAUAUGGCAUUUAUCAUGUCCCCUAGACAGUUCUUUCACACUUAGUCUUCAUUAUCCCUCUUUCAUCUAUUAUAUAUAGUAGUUCUAGCGUUUUUCUCUGCUAUAACUUCAUAUUGUUGUCUAUAGCGGACCCAGGAAGUCGGUUACCGAGGAGGCCCAUCGACAGAGGCUUAUUAGCACCGUUUCUUUUCGUGCCAUUGCUGUCAGUGGCACCCUGCACAGCAACCUGCCUAAGUCUGAGAGCAGUGUCACCUUGUUCUCUGAACUACACUCGCUCAUUACCCAGAAUCCCCCCUACAUGGAGAGCAUUUCCAAUCCAGUCACGAGCACCAAGACUCACAUGCUUGGCAGCUUCUGGGAUAUUGGCUCUUCAUCACCCACAAACGCUGGGAAUCAGAAGUUUACCUGGUCCUUGCCUUGUCGUAUUCAUGAGCGAGAAAUUUAUGACACACUGCGAGAACAAGCCCUUUGGGACCCCGCUGAGCGAGAAGAGCAUGAGCUGGAGGCAGAUCUUAAGGACAGCAUAGAAGAAUUUGAUGCUGGAAUGGGGACCCCGAGUGGUCGUAGCACGAAGCUGUCAGUUAGGGAACAGGCCAGACAGUUUGAGCAGCAGGCACUCUCUGAUAAGACUUCCAGAGACUCCCAGGACUCUCUGGAUCUAGAUGACCUUCUAGCUAUUAUUGAGCCACAGUCCAGUUCAGGAAUUGCGGGAAAGGAAACCCCCCCUUGCAUUCUCAUCACAGGCACCACACCCCCUCCACCAGCCACCCAGCAGUCGACUCCCCCAGUCCUGAGGAGGUUUAGUUCCAGUAUCUCUAGCUAUGUCAUAGUGGAACCCUGUGAGAUAUGGCUGGAAAUUAUACCUGAUUCCCCAGAUAGCCCACCAUGCCCAUCCACUGUUUCUCUGUCUCCUGGUGCCUGCUCACCUCCCGUUAAUUUUGAAAGCUAGAUCUCCUCAACCUAAUUACAGUAUAAUACCCAGAUUCCACCCUGGCAUCUCUGAAACCAUACCUCCUCCAGAGACUUCGCAAUGUCAAGGCCAGAAGAAAGAAUAUAACUAUUCAUUAUAAUUCAGAAUUGUAUAAAAAUGAUUCUGAAUUGUAAUGACACUAGAAAGGACAAAAUGAACCCCUAUAGCCACUCUGACAGGAAGUACAAUACAGGGGAAAUAAAGGCCAAGAGUUUGAUAAGAACUGAAUAAGAGUCUGAAUUAGACGAAUCUGACACAAGCCCAGCAGAUUUUGCCUCACACCUGGAUUCAAAAUCAAACUCCUUAAAUCCUAGCCCAGAUUCAGAGCAGCAAGCAGACAGAGCUUCCCCAUAUAAAUAUUUCUCACUGAACCUUCAGGACCUUUUUCUCUUUAAA